GACUGUGGGGUUGAGGAUGGACAGGCAAGCCUGGGGUGGCAGCUUGGUGCCAGGCCUGGUCUAACCCGUUUUCCUGCUCCCAGUACCCCAGGCCAAGACUCCUGCCCACCUGAGUGCUGGGGCCAGGGAGGGGCCUGAAUGACCCAUUACUCCCAUGGGAACCGAGUGGGGCUGGUGACAUUCCUCAUGACUCAAGAAGGCUGUGCCCAUUCUAACUGGGGUGCCAAAAUGCCAGCUGUCACCUAUCUGCCUCACUGCCAGGUUUAGAAGGGGGUGCUUGUGGAGGGGGCAGCACAGACAAAGCCAUGGAGGUAGGGUAAAGUGGGGAGAGACCCUGAAGGCCCCACCCCAGGCAGAGGCCUCCAAGCUCAGCUCAUUUCCUUAAUGGAUCUAAUUACUGUUUGUGGAAAUGGGUGGUGCCUGGUGACAUGGGGAGCCAGUCCUUCCCCUCAGGGAGUUCCCAGGGAUUAGGGACCCCAGUGGUUUGACAUUUUGCCAACCACCCCAUGCCUUCCUGUGUCCACCAUACUCACCUCUCUCUGCCAAGAUGUGUGCAUUCUUACCCUAAGGAAAUUAGAGGAAAAUCCUGCUCCCCUCUCCAAGUUUCCUUCUCCAUUCAGAGGUUUCUCCCAUACCCACACCACUCAGUACCACUAUCCAGGACGUUAAAACCAACACUUUGAUGGUGACUAGCAAGGCAGGUGGGGAUUACAAGGGACCCAGCAUCUGCUUCUCUGUCCCAAAGAGGGAUCAGGGAAGUAAGAGGCACAGCCAUCUUGUCUAGGCACUAUGCCCACUGCUCUGCCUAGCAUCAUCCAGCGGGGCAGUGGUGCCCAGGUUGAGGAGGGAGGUGCAUAAUGAGACAGAACUUAUGGCUGGUUGGCAUGAUGCCACGUGGGGCCUUGGUGCUCAGUCCCUUAGCUCCCUGAUUUGUAGUGUCAGAUUACUGGGGACCUAAUUGCCCAUGGCCUUCAGGUGGAGGUCAGGGAACUCAAGGUAUAAAGGCCAAUGAUACUAUAGUGUGGGGAGAGGAGAGAGCCUGAGACUGCUGGGGUCAACCAAGACUGGCAUGUGGGCCAGCACACACACAACCUAGAUUCCUGUGUGUAUGCCACCCAUGAGUAGACGGUGGACAUAUUUGUGUGUGUGCCAUAGAACUUAUGCAUGUAUAUGCAUGAAGCCGCCAUACAUGCGUAUGUGAGGGCAGGUCCUGUCGGACUGGCCUUGGGGGUGGACUGGCAGCGGCAGGGAAGCAUGCUGGGAGAAGCGAGGGAGGGUGUCUCUUGGGAGGGAUCCCUCCCACUUUCACCCUACGCUUCCAUCCCUUCUCUCUCUCCUCCCGGCUGGUGAAUUAUGGGGGAUGGACGGAGGAAAUCCGGGCCUGGGUCUGGGAGUCGCUGGGGCCUGCGCCGUUUCUGUGGCAACCAAAGCCCUGCGGCGAGAGGGCUACACGGUCCAGGUGAAUGUGAACGAUUACCUGGAUAUUUACUGCCCGCACUACAACAGCUCGGGGGUGGGCCCCGGGGCGGGGCCGGGGCCCGGCGGCGGGGCGGAGCAGUACGUGCUGUACAUGGUGAGCCGGAGCGGCUACCGCACCUGCAACGCCAGCCAAGGCUUCAAGCGCUGGGAGUGCAACCGGCCGCACGCGCCCCACAGCCCCAUCAAGUUCUCGGAGAAGUUCCAGCGCUACAGCGCCUUCUCGCUGGGCUACGAGUUCCACGCCGGCCAGGAGUACUACUACAUCUCCACGCCCACCCACAACCUGCACUGGAAGUGUCUGAGGAUGAAGGUGUUCGUCUGCUGCGCCUCCACAUCGCACUCCGGGGAGAAGCCGGUCCCCACUCUCCCCCAGUUCACCAUGGGCCCCAAUGUGAAGAUCAACGUGCUGGAAGACUUUGAGGGAGAGAACCCCCAGGUGCCCAAGCUUGAGAAGAGCAUCAGCGGGACCAGCCCCAAACGGGAACACCUGCCCCUGGCCGUGGGCAUCGCCUUCUUCCUCAUGACACUCUUGGCCUCCUAGCUCUGCCCCCUCCCUUGGCAGAGAGAGAUGGGACGGGGCUGGGAAGGAACAGGGAGCUUUUGGCCUCUUCAAGGGAAGGCUAGCUGUGGAGCCUAGACCCCUCCUCCCAUGGCUGAAAGUGAGGGGUCUACACCAUAUAUCUGUGCCCACCUCCUCUGCCCUCUCCCCCCAGGUAGGGCACUGUAGUGGAACCAGGCACAGGGACAGCCAUGGGUCCCGGGUGGCCUUGUGGCUCUGGUAAUGUUUGGUACCAAACUUGGGGGCCAUAAAGGGCAGCGCUCAGGACUCCCUGCCCCCAGGUACCUUUCCCUGACUCCUGGUGCCCUCCCUCUUUGUCCCCCAGAGAGACAAAUAUGCCUCCAGAGAGAGCAAAUCGAAGCGUGGGAGGCACCCCUAUUGCUCUCCUCCAGGGGCAGAACAUGGGGAGGGGACUAGAUGGGUGAGAGGGUAGCACCACGCGCUGCCCCCUUCCCCUGUUUACAGCAAUAAGCACGUCCUCCUCCCCCUACUCCCACUUCCAGGAUUGUGGUUUGGAUCAAAUCCGAGUUUACAAGUAGACACCCCUGGGGGGCGGGCAGUGGACAAGGAUGGAAAGGGGUGGGCAUUGGGGUGCCAGGCAGGCAUGUACAGACUCUAUAUCUCUAUAUAUAAUGUACAGACAGACAGAUCCCUCUCCCUCUUAACCCCCUGACCUUUCUCAACUUCCCCUUCCAGCUUCAGACCCCUUCCCCACCAGGCUAGGCCCCCUACACCCAGGGGGACCCCCUGGCCCCUCUUUUGUCUUCUGUGAAGACAGGACCUAUGCAACGCACAGACACUUUUGGAGACCGUGAGACAACAAUGCCCCCUCCCUUCCAGCCCUGAGCCGGGAACCAUCUCCCAGGACCUUGCCCUGCUCACCUUAUGUGGUCCCCACCCAUCCUCCUGGGCCUUUUUCAAGUGCUUUGGCUGUGACUUUCAUACUCUGCUCUUAGUCUAAAAAAAUAAACUGGAGAUAAAAAUAA
This is a messenger RNA of Microcebus murinus (gray mouse lemur), 3024 nucleotides long. Lineage: Eukaryota; Metazoa; Chordata; Mammalia; Primates; Cheirogaleidae. The record is from RefSeq and is a predicted model, not a curated record.